Molecule: messenger RNA, 859 nt
Organism: Sebastes umbrosus (honeycomb rockfish)
Lineage: Eukaryota; Metazoa; Chordata; Actinopteri; Perciformes; Sebastidae
Exons: 4
Coding region: 106-819 (237 amino acids)
Source: RefSeq, a predicted model, not a curated record
GUAUACGUGUUUGCUGCCACAGCUGGAGCCCUGCUGGUUCAGUCUCCUUCGUCUCUAUCUGUGACCCCGGGGUCAAAGGUCAACCUCAGUUGUGACAUCAGUCAGAUGGGUGGGCAGUGCUCUCAGGUGGCGUGGCUGCGUGUUGGACAGCUGAGCAGUCUCAGUGUGAGCCGUCAGUUUGUGUCUUCAGUUCAGAGCGGGAUUCUGUGCCUGCUGGAGAUCUCCAGUGUUGUCCUGCAGGACACCGGCAGGUACUACUGCGUCCACAUCAACGGAGUUAUGCUGCUGAUUGGAGAUGGGACCACACUGACUGUCACAGAGUCGGUGCCCCACAGUCCGGUGGUCGACCUCCUGGUUCCUUCAGAUAGUGUCGACUCCUCCCUCCCCGUCCCUUUGAUCUGUCUGGUGUCUGGACUGGAGGAUACUGGUCGGGUCACAGUGGAAUGGGAGGUGGACUGGGAGAAGGACGGAGAUGACGGUCUCCAGUGGCUCAGCCCCAGAAUCCUUCCUGACAGUGAGGCAGGUGUCAUCAGCGUACAGGUUGAUGUUCCAGGAGAAACCUGGACGGGAGGAGCUGCGGUGUCCUGUGUGCUGACUGACAAAGAGCUGGAGAUCAGGAAGACUGUCAGCAGCAGGACAGGAAAGUCCAGUGAGUGUGUGUUUCUGACCUCCGCUGUGGCCGCUGUGUGUGUCGUCCUGCUUGUCGUCACAGUGACGCUCAGCAUCCUGUUGUCAUGGCGACAGAGAGGCCUCAAAAGAAAAUCAGACGGUCGGUCGGAUAUCGGUGAUGAGGUGACUGAGAAUAUACUGGAUUUUUAACUUUCAGUGCUGUUCUGCUGUUUAGACUUUACAAAGCUAA